Molecule: messenger RNA, 478 nt
Organism: Chaetomium strumarium
Lineage: Eukaryota; Fungi; Ascomycota; Sordariomycetes; Sordariales; Chaetomiaceae
Product: anaphase-promoting complex subunit 11
Exons: 6
Coding region: 33-338 (101 amino acids)
Biological process (GO): anaphase-promoting complex-dependent catabolic process; positive regulation of mitotic metaphase/anaphase transition; protein ubiquitination
Cellular component (GO): anaphase-promoting complex; nucleus
Molecular function (GO): cullin family protein binding; ubiquitin protein ligase activity; zinc ion binding
Source: RefSeq, a predicted model, not a curated record
CUUGAUGGAACUUACUAAACUAAGCGAAUUCAAUGAGGGUCAAAAUCACCAAGUGGAAUGCCGUCGCAACCUGGCGAUGGGACAUACCUGACGACGACGUUUGUGGCAUAUGCCAGGUCCACUUCGACGGGACAUGUCCCACGUGCAAAUAUCCGGGCGAUGAUUGCCGACUAUUGUCUGGGAAGUGCGGGCACAACUUCCAUAUGCACUGCAUCCUCGAGUGGAUAAAACAAGACUCGGCCAAGGGCCAAUGUCCCAUGUGUCGGCAGAAAUUUGAAUGGACUGAGCAGACAAACGAGACCUCCAUCGACACUACUCAAGCUGGCGCUGAAGUCUAAGAACGCUUGACCACACCGCGAACGAGCUUUAGCAUAUCAACACCGGACUUAGAAGUUCGACUACCUACCCCCGUACAGUGGGUGACUUCUGCGAGUCUCACCUGUCAAUACUCCCAUGCGUAGAUAGGUGUUGGAACGAG